Messenger RNA from Gongylonema pulchrum, 1248 nucleotides. NCBI's taxonomy places the organism in Eukaryota, Metazoa, Nematoda, Chromadorea, Rhabditida, Gongylonematidae. The record is from the annotation of a GenBank genome assembly.
AUGGAUGACGAUUUCAUGGAUGAUCAGGACUAUGACUUGGAAUAUUCGGACGAUUCGGGUAGCGAGCCGGAUGUGGAUCUCGAGAAUCAGUACUACAAUGCAAAAGCCCUAAAAGCCGAGAAGCAGUUCGACAGUGCAUUGAGUGCCUUCCAGAAUGUGCUGGAGCUGGAAGCCGAGAAAGGCGAAUGGGGCUUCAAAGCACUCAAACAGAUGGUGAAAAUCACGUUUGCCACGAAUCGUUUCGAUGACAUGCUGGCAUAUUAUCGGCAACUUCUAACAUACAUCAAAUCAGCAGUCACCAAGAAUUAUUCGGAGAAAUCGAUCAAUUCAAUCCUCGACUAUAUUUCGACCUCUAAGCAAAUGGAUUUGUUACAAAUGUUCUACGAAACAACCCUUGAAGCAUUAAAGGAUGCAAAGAAUGAGCGACUGUGGUUUAAGACAAACACAAAACUUGGAAAGCUUUAUUUUGAUCAAAAAGAGUUCACGAAAUUGGAUCGAAUUAUCAAACAGUUGCGAAAUUCUUGUAAAAACGAGCAUGGCGAGGAGGACCAGAAGAAAGGCACGCAGCUGCUGGAAGUGUACGCGCUUGAAAUUCAGAUGUACACGGAGCAGAAGAACAAUAAAGCAUUAAAAGCGCUCUACGAACAAAGCCUGCAUGUCAAAAGCGCCAUACCUCAUCCACUGAUCAUGGGUGUCAUCCGCGAAUGUGGCGGAAAGAUGCACUUGCGAGAGAAGCAGUUUGAGAAAGCUCAUACCGAUUUCUUUGAGGCUUUCAAAAACUACGAUGAAAGUGGAUCGGAGCGAAGAAGCGUCUGCUUGAAAUAUCUGGUACUUGCAAAUAUGCUAAUCAAGUCAGGAAUCAAUCCAUUCGACAGUCAGGAAGCUAAGCCGUUUCGAAAUGACCCAGAAAUUGUGGCAAUGAAUCAGCUGGUCGAGGCUUACCAGGACAAUAACUUGACGGAAUUUGAAAGCAUUCUGAAGACAAAUCGUGACGCAAUUAUGGCUGAUCCAUUUAUCCGUGAACAUAUUGAGGAGCUACUGAACAAUAUACGUUCACAGGUAUUGCGAACUUUAUGCCUUCCAUAUUCGCGGAUUCGUCUGACAUAUCUUGCGCAGGAACUGCACGUCGAUGAAAGCGAACUUCUCACACUUCUUGUUGAUUUAAUUCUCGAUGGUUCACUGAAUGCUAAAAUUGACGAUAUUAGCGGUAUUCUGGUGACCGAUUCGACCGGCACUGCAGCACGGUAG